Messenger RNA from Etheostoma spectabile (orangethroat darter), 4685 nucleotides. RefSeq names its product coiled-coil serine-rich protein 2a (gene ccser2a). NCBI's taxonomy places the organism in Eukaryota, Metazoa, Chordata, Actinopteri, Perciformes, Percidae. Bases 869 to 3940 code for a protein of 1023 amino acids. Gene Ontology annotation, biological process: microtubule bundle formation. The record is from RefSeq and is a predicted model, not a curated record. Gene Ontology annotation, molecular function: microtubule binding. Gene Ontology annotation, cellular component: microtubule cytoskeleton. The transcript is spliced from 10 exons.
UGCACGCGUCUCAGGGCAGUCAUAUAGUAAGCUCCCAUCGACAGCUCGCGGGAAGGCUGUAAUUUAAUUUAAAAGAUAGUUCACCCUCGGUAAACGGAGCUAUUUAAUAUGUAGACUCCGUAAAACUACUUCAACGAAUACUUAACAUGCAGACAACAUUUUUAAAAAUAGUACACAGCUGUAGGAGACUUAUAACCAGCACUUUGAGAUUAACGUUAGCAUGCAAUGUUACCCUUUGAGACCUAGUGACAUCUAUAAACGCUCCGCCCCGCUGGAAGCGAGAGGACGAUUUCGAAGUGAUAACUGCGUUGGGAACUCAGUCUACACCGUGUGGUCGUCUGCUGUGGUUAGUUUAUUUUCAAGACUUUUAACGUCCAGCCGCAUUUUGUUUACGUCUUCCCGUCGCUUUACGGGCCGUCUUUUUCAACCGGUAAUGCUCGGUAUCAUCCAUGGUAUCAUCAGAUCGGUGUUGACAGCGUGAAAGCCAUAGCUUCUGGCUAUAACCUUAAAGUGGAAGUACUUCAUCGAAAUGCGAAGAAUUCCCAACAUUUUGUGUACAUUUUCCAGUCAGCUCGUACAGGACUAAAUAUAGCACAGAACAGACUGGGUGUUCGUAUGUCAAGCGUAAAGCUUUUAGUUGUGUAAUGACUAUUGACGACGGGCUAGCUAUCACUUCAUCUAAACCAACGUUCAGCAGUUUAAAGCGGAAAGUGUAAGAUGAUCUACAUCUACGAACUUUUACAACAUGUUUUUCACAAGACAACGUCAAAGUGGACUGCUUGUUGACCCAUUGAGGCUGUAACAUGCUUUUAACGGUUAAUUCAGUUGUGUGUAAAUACACAUUCAUCCAUGCCUUUUUUGGCAUCUAAUGGAAGAGAAACCACCCAUCAGGUCUGCCAUGGUAUCCAGAUUGCCUAAAUUUGGUGGACGCUCCUCGACUGGUGGCGCUAGCCCCUUGUCCAAUGGUUCCACACAGCAAACCACCCCUACCCAGGAUGGUAAGACCACUUCUCCAGGAACACACCUAAAUGGCGUAAUCUGUGCCCCUCCUUUUUCCCUGAAAUGGAGGAGAGAUGAGGGGACAACCCCCACUGGCGUCACCACCCCCACCAGCCCUGGGGAUGGAAUUGAAGACAAGGCUCAGAUACAGCUUCCUUCAUUGGCAAAGGAGGUAAAGAAUGGCUUUCCUGCGACGCCCAAGAUGCAAAGAUCAGGUGCUUUCAUGGUGGCGGUCUCCAGUCCCAAGGCCAUCCCCAAGCAACCCUUGACGAUGAAUCCAAAAGUAGGCACCAAGCUAGGCCAAAGCCCACUAAACGUAAGUUCUAAGAAGGGCCAUAAUGGCUCCAGCAUUCCUGCUCGAACAGGGUCAGAGUCCCGUCUUGUGCGGCCAAGGUUAGGAUCCAGCUCUCCCAGAAGCAGCUCUCAAGACAGCCUGUCCCAGUCCAGUGACAGCCUAAAGACCUUGGCGCUGGACAACAUGGUGCGUUCUAACAGCUUCACUCACUUCAAGCAGAUUCCCUCCCCCACGAGCCAGCCUAUGACACGGUCCUUCUCAUUUAACCGCGCUGUGGAGCUAGCCAAGCCUCUGGCAAACACUCAGCUUCGACCUCCUCGGAGUAGUUUUCUCAAACCCCCUCAGCUGAGCAAUGGAAGAGUGGGUUUAGGACUGGGGGGCCUGAAUGCCAGCCUUGGAGGUUCAGGAGGUCUAUGUGGAGGACUUGGAGGACUUCAGUACAGUAGAACUUCUUCAGCUGCCUCCUCUCUGACAACUCUUUCAGUCUCCCCAGCACCCUCUACUCCCAGUGCUCUAAAGAAACCUCUGCUCCCCAGUAGUGCGCUGACCAAAUCAUUGGGCAGCAGUGGGGGGUCUUUGGCCUACAGGCUGUCUCGAUCUGGGCAGGCCAAGCAGCAGAAGCCACUUUUUCCAGGAAGGGUCAAGGGGGCUAUUAGACCUGCUGCUUCUGAGAGUGCACAUCUGUUAGGGAUAGCAAAAGACAUUGAGCAAACUGUUGAAGCUGCCAAGGCAGACUCACACAGUGACAGUGAUGGAAGCUCUGGAGGAGAAAAAGGAGGAGGAAGUAGUAUGCUUAGGAAGAGCUCUGGCCUUACAGGAGGCGAGACUCUGGAGGACAUGUCCUUGUCUUCUGCCUCAUCUCUAGACAGAGGCGAUACCAGUGAAGAGUUUCUAGAUGACUUUGACUGUGUGGGAGAUGUGUUCAGUGAUGGUGACCUGCCUGACAACAGGAAAACUGGCAGCACUACUCAAACCCGCCUGCAAAGCUUUCUCAAUGAGACUCUUGAUUGGGACACUAUGGAUCUGGCAGGAAAUACAGAAGAAAGUCCUAUGCAGGACUCCUCACAACAGGGUGAUGUCCUUCAGGCUUCGUCUGUGGAGUUAUCGCCCUCCAACAGCUCUGGUGGAACCUACAUGUGGGAUGAAGAUGGUCUUGAGCCUCUUGGGCCUGCGCCAUGUGACAGCUAUGACGAUUCAGAGCUCAACAGCAUGGAUGUUCUGAACAACCUGGACCCUCCGGGAACAGGAGAAUUGGAUGAAGAUGACCUCAUGCUGGAUGUGGACCUCCCAGAGGAUGGCUUGCAUGACGCUGACGGGAUGUCACACUUUGAGCGCUCAGAAAGGGCCAGCCGGCAGGGGCAGCGGCGUAGACACCAUCGCUGGAGUGGACCAGAUCACUUCUCUAAUGAUAGCAGGGCCCAUGUCAUCCAGCCCUACAAUGGUCUUAUGGCUUCAAUGAUCUCUUCACAGCCCGUCCCCGCUGAAGGCAGGCAGCACGGCUACAUAGCGAUGCUGGAUGAACUCACUCUUGAACACAUGACUCAGGACUGCAGCUCCCUCAAGAACCAGUUGCUCAGGCUCAAAACGUUGCUACAGCUUGAGGAUACCGACUCUCCAGCAGAUGUUCCUGAAGAGAUUGAAGACAACACCACUGUAUCACAGUUGGAGGAGCUGAUUAAGGAAGUGCAGGUGCUCAGAGAGGAGCUGAGGAGUCGAGACAAGACCAUUGCUCAGCUCACAUUGCAGUGUCAACAGUUACAACAACAUCAGCGCAAACAAAUUUCUGCUCAAGGCAGGUGUCAGUGCCACCACCAGAGGGCUCCCACUUCAUUACGACAGAGCGACAGACAGAUGGACAAACGGAUUCAGCAUCAAUAUGACAAGGCCACUCAGACGUACUGGAGACCACCAAGCCAUGCUCCUCAAAUACUACAGCCUUUCAACCCCUGCCUCAACGAGCACCUCCACCAGGGAAGACUAGUAAAAACUCCCCCCACCGAGGGCCACAGUGACCUCACGAAGAGUAGAUCAGAGGAAGGAACGCAUAUUGACGCUGAACGUCCUCUUGAAGACCUUAUAGCAGAUGUGUCCAGGCCAGCACACCCUGAUGAGAUGAGUUAUCUCCUCAGCACCAACCUGCACCGGCCAGGCUUUGGGGCUCCGCAGGGGGUAAUUGCCAGAGACAGUCCAGCAUCAGCAGCUCAGUCUGCAGCACAGCAUGAACAAAGAACCCCUGCUGUGAUACCGCAGAGCUCUGUCACUGCUAAAUCUGCUGGUUCGACUAGCCGUCGCAUGCUGCAGCCUCCGCGCCUACACAAGCGUGUGUCUCUCCCUUCACUCAAGCCAGGGGGCACUGGUGGCUUUGCCUCUCUGAAGACUGGGUGUUCCUUAGGGCCUCUGGCUAACCAGAUCAAGCAGCUGCCCCCUCCAUCUAGAGGCCUUCCCUGCUUUAAUGCUGGACCUCAGGUUCAAGCUUCAAGUAUAUGUCGCGCUUCAUUGCUUCAGCCUCACAGAGCAUCAGAGCCUUGCAGGUUUCCACGGUGCUCCAACUCCAGCCUGGAGGAGCUGGAGUUCAAAGGCCCUGGGUCAGCCAAGAUCCUGAUCCCUUUGAGUCGCUCAUGCCUCCCCAAGCCAAAGAUUCCCUGAGGAACAUAAACACAGCCAUCGAAACUUAAAACUGGAAUCACUCUGACAUUUAUAUUCAUCCCCUUCUCUCCCCAGCCAUGAUAACUGUUUGAUUGUUUCACCUUUGGAGUAUCAGAGAACAUACACUGAGCUGAUUAACCCAUAUGGACUAUUCAGGGACUGCCUGUGUUGUUGACAAUGGUAUUGUGACUGCUGUAUUGUUUCUAUAUUAGCAUCUAUUUUUAUGGAAUUUUAUGGAAGUUUGCAAACCAUGCACAUGAAUGACACUGAUGCAAAAAAAUUGUUAACAUUCAGAGAAGUCAGCUUUAGUUUGGUUUUGUAAUGUCCGCUGGCUAAAUUUAAAAGUUUUGUCCUCACACAGCUGUGCCCUCUGACACACAGGUGCGUUUGAUUUUAAACAUGGAGGUGAGAUGAAUGUGACCUUUGCAUUGUAAGAGAAGGCCAAGGGGAAGAUGGAGGCAAAAACAAGAAGUGAGAAAUAAAAUAACAAAAGUGGAAUGGGGGGGCUAGACUGAAAAACAAAUUUGUUAAAGUUCUCUGGAGCUGUCACUCCCAGAAUGAAAGUGCGUGUUUGUUUGUGUGUGUGUGGAAGUGAGAGAUGAGAUACAUAGAGGUGAGGUGCAUACAUGCUUUUAUUCUAGUUUGCUGUACUUACAUCCUGGGUAAACCUUUGAACCUGCACAUAUUAGCAAAAGGGGUCUCAGACUUUCUGUGUAAAUGCAACUCAGACGUAAUUAUAGGCUUA